Messenger RNA from Aspergillus welwitschiae, 2122 nucleotides. It is a transcript of the gene pigc, whose product is annotated as phosphatidylinositol N-acetylglucosaminyltransferase. Lineage: Eukaryota; Fungi; Ascomycota; Eurotiomycetes; Eurotiales; Aspergillaceae. Bases 149 to 1660 code for a protein of 503 amino acids. Gene Ontology annotation, biological process: GPI anchor biosynthetic process. The record is from RefSeq and is a predicted model, not a curated record. Gene Ontology annotation, cellular component: glycosylphosphatidylinositol-N-acetylglucosaminyltransferase (GPI-GnT) complex; membrane. The transcript is spliced from 2 exons.
GUCCAGAGCAGUAUAGCUGACUAAUCACCACGUGGCUGCAGGUCUGAAUUGGUGAGUGAUUCGCGUCACCGACCAGCGCAAUUGUGUCUUCAGCGACAACUAUAGAUCCAUCACAUCAUGCUACAAGCAUGAAUCCCGCUGCUCCUCCAUGCCUUCCCUGCCCGACUCGCCUCCUCCGGUUCCUCCCCCCGUUCCCGUCGAGACCCAUCCGAACCGCACGGUUGGCGUAAAGCCUACCGCCGCGCAACGAGCUCUCCCGGAUCCCAACCGGCUGGCCCCUGAAGAUGCAUAUUACACCUCGUCCCUGCCUCGGGCCCGGCCGACCCAGACGGGGUACGAUGAAUCUCUCCGAGCGCUCAAUGGCAAUUCGGGCACUGCCGCCUCCGUGGCGGCCCUGCGACCGCCGCCGGCGGUCCCAGGAGUAGGGAGUCGCAAGGUGCGCGGGACCAGCAGACGGAGACGACGAAAGGGCGCAUGGAAGAAGCUGCUGUGGGUGAAACAAUCAUACCCGGAUAAUUACACCGACACGGAGACGUUUCUUGACCACCUCCAGCGGAACCCCCGAGUGCGGCCCUACGAUUUCUGGCCGCUAGUGGCCGACUCCACGGUCAUUGUACAACAUGUUAGCUCCGUGGCUAUAUUUGUGUGUUGCUUUGUCGGCAUUGUACAGGGCCGCGUGAGCCCGGUCUCGGUGGUCUGCUGGGGCAGUGUCGGGACAGCGUUGGGAUGGAUCUUUUGGGACUCGUGGAUACUGAGGGAGCAUGUGGAAAAUGCGCAUGUUGCGGAGCGGUCACUGGAGGGUGACGAUGGCUCCAGUGCUAGUUCCAUGACCAGCUCUGUCAAUCCGUCUGGCACUAGCUCGCGAGCCAAUGGCCAAAAGGAGAACCAGGUGCAUGGGCUGGGGUUGAACAUGUCGCAGGGCGAGUCAAGUGAACUGCUCCGGCGACACAGCACGGGGUAUGUGAGUGAUGCCUACGGGGCUCAGGAACCCGCUUCACCUACGCCUGGGCCUGCGAACGGGACCUUGGGUGGCGGUUCUCAGGAGCCAGACUACCUGUCGAUGUUUUCUUCGCGGAAUCGGCAGCGGCUGUCCACUGUGAAAUCGGCGUUUCUGAUCUACUUCGCGCUGCUCGGGCUCAGUCCGAUCCUCAAGUCACUUACCAAGUCUACGGCGAGUGAUUCGAUCUGGGCCAUGAGUUGCUGGCUCUUGAUCAUGAACAUCUUCUCCUUUGACUAUGGGAGUGGGGAGGGCGCAGGCGCCACCAAGUUCCCGGCUUCUCUGUCCACUAAUGCAGCGGUGAUGGCCUCGACGGUACUGGCGUCGCGCCUACCUUCUACCACACAUGUGUUCAGCUUGAUGUUAUUCUCGAUUGAGGUGUUCGGGCUCUUUCCCAUUUUUCGCCGGCAGCUGCGUCAUGUGUCCUGGACUGGGCAUGUGCUGCUGACCUUGGCUCUGGUCGGGGUUGCUGGCGGCGCGGUGGGGAUCACCCUGCGGGGAGGAUGGAUGGCGGCGGUGGUUGGCUCGAUCCUGGGGAGCAUCCUGACGGCGCUGGCCAUGGGGGGAUGCAGCUGGUGGCUCAUCAGCUUACAAAAGUAUAAGAAUGUGGUGACAGGACCAUGGGACCCUGCGCGGCCGAUCAUCCGGCGGCAUUGGGAUUAGCUGUACGCUUUCUCAGCUUGAUAUUUCCUUUAGAAGAUACCCUACAGUUUAUAUUCAGACUUGUCUAGCGCUAAUAAUGAAGUUUGACAUUGAGACUCUGUUUUGUACGAGUCAGCUCAGACUAGAAAUAAGACGCAACAAUCUGAUUGACAAAUACCAAUAGAUGUAGCUUUUGAUGUCUCAUCCAGCAAUGCAGUCCAGUCACAAUCCUACCAAGGCCGCAACAUGCCGGAAUGCCGUUUGGUAUGUUUGUUGCCUUUUGUGGCGACUCUCCAUCGCAGCUUCCCCAAACGCCCCCAUUUUAUGUCUCAGCAAGUCACUCCCCCCAUUCAAGCUAUGCUAUAACUGGAAACUAGUGUUUCUGCAGCCACGGACAUGCCUGGCCUCCAUCUCCGCGAUCGAGCAUCCACCCGGCAUCUUCUCCAGAAUGUUACGGCGAUGACCCCAGACUGAUCGGAAUGG